AUGUCUGCAUCCAUUCUACUCAUAAACGGCCCAAACCUAAACCUUCUAGGGACGCGAGAGCCCACCAUCUACGGCUCAGCAACCCUCAACGAUAUUGUUCAAGACGCCAAAUCUCAAGCGCAUGCCCUGGGUGCAACACUUGAAGCCUUUCAAUCCAACAGUGAGGGCUCUAUUAUUGAUUGUAUCCACGCUGCGCGCGGUUCGGCAGAUUUCAUCGUCAUCAACCCCGGCGCCUACACCCACACGAGUGUUGCGAUACGGGACGCCUUGUCUGCCGUCGAGAUCCCUUUUAUCGAAGUUCACAUAUCGAAUAUACAUGCUAGAGACGCCUUCCGCGCGAAAAGCUUCUUCAGCGAUAAAGCAGUUGCGGUGAUUUGCGGGCUGGGUGUCGCUGGAUAUACUGCUGCGAUGGAAUUUGCUAUCAAGUCCACAGCCAACAAGCUAACAUCAAAAGCUUAA
Messenger RNA from [Torrubiella] hemipterigena, 459 nucleotides. The record is from the annotation of a GenBank genome assembly. NCBI's taxonomy places the organism in Eukaryota, Fungi, Ascomycota, Sordariomycetes, Hypocreales, Clavicipitaceae.